Molecule: messenger RNA, 1391 nt
Organism: Odocoileus virginianus texanus
Lineage: Eukaryota; Metazoa; Chordata; Mammalia; Artiodactyla; Cervidae
Source: RefSeq, a predicted model, not a curated record
CACAUACUACUAAAGUUAUAGUGAAUAGAGAAAGACAUAGAAUAUAGUAGGCAAGAAGUGAAAGUAUGGGAAGUCAGAAAAGGUAGUAAAGGGCAGUAUUGCCUUGAGAGGAAGCAAGGUUCUCAAAGUUCCUUUAAACACCAAGAACGAGCCAGGUGUGAGGAAUUAGCUUAAUUUGUAAACCAGAAACUCUACCAGAAGAAAUUUAAGUUCAUAAAAAUAUUACCAUGCCAAAACCCACAAUUUAGACAGAGUAUAGGGUAGGGUAGGGUAUAUAGACAUUCAAAAUUCUCCAUUGCUUAGUGCAUCAGGCACUCAAGGAACACCCUCACUGAAGUCUUUCUCUAUUGCUCAACCUACAGGUACCACCAUGCAUAAAGAGAUAGGGCAAUUGAACCCUACUUUUAUGGCCUCGUGGUUUUCCUUAAGAAGCAUUCGAUGCAGCAGAUUUCCUCCAUCUCAUCCCAUCUGGCUGUUUCCCCAUGGUCAACAGGAGUCCUCACCCUGGGAUCAUUCCGCAGUCCCCAUGGCUCCAGCUCCCAGCUUCCGUGGACACCAGUGGACUUACAACCCUGUCCGAGCAGGGUCCUGCCUGCUCCUGCUGCUGGUCAUGUCAAAUCUGCUCCUUUGCCGAGGCAACUUAUGCCCAUCCUGCGGUCCUAACGUGUUUGACAUCCCUAUAAAUUCCCUUAGAGUCCUGUUUACCCGUGCCUUCCUGCUGUCCCACUACAUCAACAGCCUUUCCGCUAUGAUGCUCCUUGAGUUUGAUGGAAAUUAUUCCCAAAGUAAUCCGGAGUUUAUCAAUGUCACUGAUUACUGCCACACCAAUCCCCUCCUUGCUCCUGAAGAAAGAGAAAAAGCACUACAGAUGAACAAUGAAGACCUUACUAAGUAUAUCCUCAUGUUACUGUACUCCUGGGAUAGUCCUCUGAAUCAUCUAGUCAAGGACCUGCGGCAUAUAAAAGAAGUCUCAAAUACUACCCUAUCAAGAGCCAGACAGACUGUGAAAAAAGUAAAAAGCCUUGAGCAACUCAUAGAGAGGCAAUUCAACCAGGUUAUUUAUCCAGUCAGGAAGAAGAUGUCGGAUGCUCGCAUUUACUGGACAGAACUUCCAUCCCUGACGUCAAGAUAUGAAAAUAUACGUCAUUAUGCAUUUUCUAUCCUGUUCCAAUGCCUGCACAGGGACACACUUAAAAUUGACAUUUACACCAAGAUCCUGGCAUGCCGAAGCUACAACAUAUGCUAAAUCCACCCAUCCCAUCCAGCUCUGAGAUGGUCCUAAUGAUCUAUCCCAUAGCAAGCUUCUUUGAAAUUUACAGCUUUUUAAUAAAUGCUCUGUGAAAUGGGUCUUCUCUUAAAAAAAUAAACACAGACUCUGUAGAGAUGUCAAA